CGGGCGAGGCGAGCCCAGCAGAGGUCCGCACCGCACUGCGCAUGGGCUGGCAUCCCUCCUCUUCUCCAACUGCCCCUUGGAUUUCCGCCAGCGUCGGGAACAUUCUGAAGGCGGUUGGCUGCUUGCUACCGGUUGCGGACAUGUCUGAUGAGCAAGGUUCCCUGAUGGGAGGCGAGGAGCCAGUGGCGACAGGCACCUGCCGUGCGUGCUCCAUGAAGCAGGUGGAGGAGGAGGAGGAGCCCCCGAAGAUGGAAGUGGUGGUGGGGGUGGACAGCUGCUCUGACGACCUCAGCUCCCGGGACCCCGAGCUGGAUUGUCACCUCCUGGGUCAGACCGAGGACGAGGAGAAGUGUCGGAACAUCCGCAAGCAAUACCGGCAGCUCAUGUACAGUGUCCAGCAGAACCGAGAGGACAUAGUGAACACGGCCAGCGACUCCUUAACCGAGGCCCUCGAGGAAGCCAACGUCCUAUUUGAUGGAGUGAGCCGAACGAGAGAGGCUGCCCUCGAUGCCCAGUUUCUUGUUUUGGCUUCUGAUUUGGGUAAAGAAAAAGCAAAGCAGUUAAAUUCUGAUAUGAGCUUUUUUGAUCAAGUAGCGUUUUGUGACUUUCUGUUUAUAUUUGUGGGCCUCAAUUGGAUGGAAGACGAAUGUGAUGAGUUGAGUGGUUGUGAUGACAAUAUCUCUCUUUCCUUUUGGGAGACAGUACAGAAGGAAGCAACAUCCUGGAUAUUGCAAGCUGAAACAUUCCACUUUAUUUUUGGUUCAUUCAAGUCUGAGCCUUUUGUACGAAAGCCCCGACUUGAACAUCACAAAAAAUUUCGCAAAAUGGAAGGAAAUGGGGAUAUGCCUACAAAGUUGAGGAAGUUGGACCUGAGUACCAACCAAGAAGCAACAGAAAAAGAAGUAGAAAGAAUCUUGGGAUUGUUGCAAACCUACUUUCGAAAGUAUCCUGAUACUCCUGUGUCCUAUUUUGAGUUUGUGAUUGAUCCAAACUCUUUCUCUCGUACAGUGGAGAAUAUAUUCUACGUUUCUUUUAUUAUAAGAGAUGGCUUUGCAAGAAUAAGGCUUGACCAAGACAGGCUGCCAAUAUUAGAGCCAAUUAAUAUUAACCAAAUGGGUGAAGGAAGUGAUCCCAGUUCCUUUGGUAGGAAGCAAGGGGUUAUAUCUCUGAGUUUACAGGAUUGGAAAAAUAUUGUGGCAACUUUUGAAAUUUCAGAGGCUAUGAUUACAAACUCAUAUUAGAUUUUUGUUCCUAGUGUAAGAGUCAGUUUUGUUUUUCUGAAGUAUCUCAAAACAGCAAAAUCUGAACAGAAGUGCACACAUUAUAUUUCUUGUAAAGCAAAAUAUUUUCAAGAAUAUUGAAAAUUGUUUUUCUGUGUAAUGUGUUUUGGUAAUUUAUGAGGUUGUGAUCUGUUAUUAAAAAUUUUCACUGGCAUACUUAUGGGAAAUAUUUUUUUGAAUGCUCUAUAAAAUCUACAUUAAUAAAAAAUUUUUUAAAUUCUGAGUUUUGUAAACUAAAUACAUUGGCCAACUUGCAAAAAAAAAAAAAAAAUCAGAAUGGUAUGUGAUACUGUUUUGCUUCCUCUCUGGUAGUGAACCAAGGAGAAUCCCAUUAAGUUGAGGUGAGAGUGGGUAAAAAGUUGCUCAAGAAAAGCGUUAAGGUAGUAAAUAUGCACUAUUACAACUUAAAAAAAGUUAGAUGCUGUGCUUCGCUGCAGAGAAUAAAUUUCUAAAUGAUUUCUCCUGUAAGCUGACUCAGCAAAUUUGUGUGACUACUGCUCAGUAGACAAAACAUCAAAUAAGGGCUGAAAGGGGGAGUAGGAAUUGGGAGAUGGGAACAGCCUUCUAGGCAGGGAAGUAAUAAGGGCAAAUGCAUAAGUCAUGGCAGAAGAGAACCUUUAGAUUUAGGGGAAACAAUUCUGCUUGAAUGUGAAGCUAUGUGAGAAUUGCAUGACUUCAUCUGUUAGUGUCCUUAGAAGUUUUUUGUCCCACAAAUUCCUCUAAUAUGGAUUGGGAUGGGAUUGUGGUUCAGCGGCAGAGCACUUGCCUCACAUGUAUGGGGCACUGGGUUCGAUUCUCAGCACCACAUAAAAAUAAAGGGUAUUGUGUCCAUCUACAACUAAAAAAAUAUAUAUAUAUAUUAAAAAAUCCUUCUUACAUGCUUAUUUGUAAGCUUUUUGUGCUUGGUUAAUGUCUUCUCUUGCCCAUACAUUCUCUCUAUGUAUCUGCUAAUAAAAAAUGUCCUUCAGAAUCAGUGAUGUGUUAUCGUGUAACAACUUCAGAUAUUUGUCCCAACUAAUUUUACAUGUUAAUAGGGCUAGAACUGUCUCUGUUUAAACUGUGUUUAUUCACAUAUUCUUAGUGUGAACUGUUCUGUUUUUUUCUUUUUGAUGCUUCUAGUUGUUUUAAGAGUACAAAUUACAACCUGAUUUAGAAAUUACUGCUGAAAAUUAAAAAGCUUUAGAAUGUACAAUAAGCAUACCCAUAAGUUUCCUUCUAUCUUUAGGAACUUAAUCUUUGGUAGUGGAGGAAUUUGGCAAUUAAUUGGUAAGUGGGGUAAGUGACUGUUAGUAGGAAGUCUAGUUGGUACAGGGAAGGGAAAUCCAAAGGCUAAACAAAUGAUACCAAGAGAGGCCAGAGCUGAUAUUUGGGGAAGUUUUUCACUAAUAAUAUACUGGAGAAUUUUUAAAAAAUAGAUAUUUCUUGUUGGCAAAUUAUUUUCUGAAGUAGCUAUUCUUACCUCUUAUUAGAAUUCUCAAGGAAUUCCAAUCCUUGUCAGUUUCUGUCACCCUUUGAUUUAGGGUGGUCUUGCUGAUCCUCACUUCUGGUAUAUCUGCCAACCUUGCUUGAGUUUUCCGGAGAUCUGUUGUUGGAGCGAAAAGAUAAUUGUUUUGGAUAGUGGAGAGAUCCUGAGUUCUUCACUCACUAUCAGAUUCAUUUCUUUACUGGGAGGAUUUGACACAGAGUGAUAAUAGAAAAUGUAGGUAAUUUUUUGGGUCUCUUUAAAAUUAGAGUUAUCCACUCAUUUUUGUUUUUACUAGUUGUCAUGACAUGUGAGUUAUCUCAUUAUUUUGAAAUUAAAGCACAUGUUUACAUUGAAGAAAAGACUUGACCAAUGGAGAGAUGAGUUCCUUUAUAAAGAUUAAGAAUCAUAUUGAAAAAAUGGUGUUUUCCCACUAAUAGUUAGAACACCUUAACUUUAUAUUGUUUUCUGAGCACCUGUAAAUUUUGUUGUUGUUGUUGCUUUUUAGUUGUAGAUGGAUACAACACCUUAUUUUUAUGUGGUCCGAGGAUCGAACCCAGUGCGUCACACGUUAGGCAUGUGCUCUGCCAUUGAGCUACAACCCCAGCCCUGAGCACUUUAACUUUUGAAGGUUCAAAUAAAUUGAACUUUAAGAGAAUGUUGUGAAUUUAUUUUAAAGUAAAACUUUAUUGGAUAAUAGGACCACUUUGUGAUCAAAUGUCCUGCAUCAGUACUAACAUUUUUGUUAUCCACUUUGGGCAGAUUGUCUAACUGUAAAGUUGAGGUUUUUGAUUUUCCAAGUGAGAAUAAUAGUAAGGUUUAGAUUAGAAAAAUUUAUGAUAAAUACUUUGAAAUAAGAACUACUAUAUAUGGUGGUGCAGUGAGAAAAGUAAUAGAUUUGUAAUUUGAAACCUCGGUUUAAUUCUUGGCUAGUGGGCAGUUUUCUUAAUUUCUCAAGGUCUCCCUUAGGUAUGAAAUGGGAAUGAUAUCUAACAAUAGUUAGAGGACUACUAUAAGGAUUAGAUGAGAUGUAAUGUGUGUAAAACUUCCAGCAUGGUGUCUGUCUCAUUGUGGACACUCAUGUUAUUGCCCCAUUCUCCAGAUAUCAGGGUCAACAAAUUCUGGGGUACCACCACUCACUGUAGUUUCCUUAUGCUUUAAAAAAAUUUUUUUUUUGUUGUUGUUGUUGUAGAUGGACACAAUACCUUUUUUUAAAUUUAGUUUUUAUGUGGUGCUGAAGAUAGAACCCAGUGCCUCACACAUGCUAGGCAAACGCUCUACCAAGGAGGCACAACCCAGUCCUCCUUAUACUUCUAGAUCCCUUGUCUGUCUUCUGGAGAAUUCAUUGCCAAGUAACUGGAAUCUGCACAAAUGGUGCCAGACACUGCUCUAGGCCUGGAGAAAAAGUGGUGCCAGAAAAUUGUGUUUCUAUUUUAGAGGGUAUAUUCAUUUAUCAUUGCUGUAACCAAACAGUGAGUGGAAGCAAUACUAACUAUCUUAUAGUUCUGGAGGUUGGAUGUCCAACCAGAAUUGGGUUGGCUGAGCCAAAAUCAAGGCAUCAGCAAGUCUGGUUCUUUCUGGAAGCUCUGAGGGAGAAUCUCAUUCUUUGUCUUUUCAAUUUCUGGAGGCCACCUGUACAGAACACUUUCAAAACUGGCAGUGCCGUCUCUUCUGUGAACACAUCUCCAGCUACUGUAGUCAUUUCUCUGCCUCCCUCUUACAAGGACUUUUGUGAUUACAUUGAGCCUGCUGGGAUAAUUCUAGAAAAUCCCAUCUCCAGAUUCUUAGUCACAUCUCCAAAGUCCUUUUAAAGGUAACAUUCACAGGUUAUAGGGAUUCAUGCUCUUAUGUCGGGGGAGUCACUGAGGAAAAGACAGCAACAUUUUUGUGAAUGACCGUUGUACCAAAGAAACACUGCUGGGAUAUUGGUUGAAUUGACUUUCAGAUAGGAUAGAAAAGCUCCGGAAGGAGGUAAUCAAUGUGGUACCUGCAGUCAUUUACCAGAAUACUUGACACAGAGUACAGGUGAAACAUUACCAUGGUUCUAGACAUUGUAGUCAUAUGCUAGCUAUAUAUCUAGAUAAUUGGUCAUGGACAGCCAACUUUCUAAUUUCUCCUUAGAGGAAGCAUCUCUCCUUCCCUGAACAAUGAGGUGAUUUUUUGAUUUGCACUCACUUCAGUGUUGCUGUUAUUUUCUGUCCACUACCACCCACUGACAAACUCAAAAUUUCCCCAGACCAGGGCUUGGCAAGUUUUUUUCUGUGAAAAGCCAGAUAGUAUUUUAAGCUUUGUGGGCUAUGUGGCCUCUGUUGCAAUCUAUAAUCAAUUCUGCUAUUGAAAAAGAAAAGUAUAGACAAUUUGGAAAUAAAUGGGUAUGGUUAUUUUCCAAUAAAAUCUUAUUUGUGGAUAGUAAAAUUUGAAUUUAAUGUAAUUUUUAUUUUGAAUUAUUACUCUUUUCCUCUCCAACCAUUUAAAAAUAUAAGAACCAUUCUUAACGUCAAGGCUUUGGAAAAACAGAUCUGUUGCCUUGGCCCUGUCAUAGACCUAGUCUUUUCUAGAGAACCUGUAGCAUUUAACUUGCAGUUUCCCUUUAUUGCUUUCCUAGUUCAUAAUCCAAAGCAAGAAAGGCCUGAGGUACAUCCCAGUGGCUGCUACAGUACAAGUCCGACAGCCAUCAGGUUUCAAAGAAGAUAAGCAGCUGGAUCUGGUAUAGGUUCUAUACAAACUGCUGAGUUUGUUGUUUGGGUUUUUAAUAGACUAGACAUGAGCAUCUAUGGCAUUAAGAAAAGUCAGGCUGCUUAUUUUGCAUAUGAGGUAUAAAACAUGAAAUUUAAGCAAUUUAGAACAUUUGGGAUGUUGCUCUAAAUUGUUUAGCUCUUUUACCCAACUGUGCCGCUUCGACAAAAUACUUCCACUGUCCCUUGCUAUUUAGCUACCAUGUUAAAGACUUGCUGUGUUCUGGGCACUGUUCUGCAUUUACAUGGAUUGUCUGAUUCACCCAAACCCCUAUGAAGUAGUCCCUUGUUUUUGCAAACAGGAAAAGCAAGGCAGGAGGAUUUAAGCAUCUAGCAUAAGAUCAUACUUAAGUUGCAAGUCAUAAUGGUUCUUAAACCAUUAUGCUAGACUCCUUAUAUUUUUCAAAAUUUUUUCCAUGUUUUUAAUUUUAUGUGUGAGAAAACGGCAGCCUCUUGGGUGUAUGUAACCAAGUUAGAAGGUAGUACUCAAGUGUUUUGUUCUAAGUUGUUUUGAACUUUGAACAUCACCUCAUACAUGUCCCUUGACUUUGAGGUCAAAAUUGUUUUCAUAAUACUAGGAUGCUACUUGCCUUUUCACUCAAGUGUGCUGUGGAGUUUUCCAGAGACUACACAACAGGUGAUGUUGCAGUAAAUCAGUAGAGGAGGGAAGCAGAUAAUGAAUGUUGUUAAUCCAGACAUUAAAGGGAAUUGCAAAGAUAUUUAAAAAUGUCACUCACUAAUUUAAACAAAAAUAAUGUUCCUCUUAGCACACAGUGGGUAUAUUAAUUUUAAAUUAAUUAAUAAAUUUUCUUAGUUUUAAUCUCUAAUGUAGUAAAUGUUAAUAGCUAGAAUCCACAUAAACAAAAAUUCUUGGAUGUCCUAAAUAAUUUCAUAUUAUAAAAGGGUCCUGAGCCGGACAGGUUUGAGAAUGCACCCCCUCAGUCAGCAGCCAUUGUUUCUAGCAUUUGUAGCUGGAGGAGAGUGGGGCACUCAUUCGUGCCACUCCUUACCCUCUUGUGCUGCCUGGAAGAACUUGCCCUCUGCCCUCUAUCAUAUUUAUCUUUCAGGUGAGAUUUACCUUGAACUGAAUGACAACAAUUUUAAUUUUAAAUUGGCUUAAAAUUUAAAAACAUAAUGUUUGGUUCUAGGGUCAACAAGAGGCCUGUGUUACUGAUUUUACUUUACAAGAGCUAAAAAUUAGUUCAUGCUUGCUCAGUGCUGCCUUUAUAAAAUCCGUGCACUGGUUGAUAGAAUUUGAUUUUGAGCUUGAAAUACAAGAACCCAGGUCAGCAACAGAAUUUUUUCUAGCACUGAUGAUUAAGUUGGUGAGGGCUACUUUCAGCUUUUCAGCACAAGGAUACAUUUUCUUUCAUUUAUUGAACUAGGUAGGUAUGUUGGAAGCAGCACUUUCCCAGAAUUGGUGGUUUCAUUUAGACAGCGAUUAUUCAACAGUCUGUGCAGAUAAAAUGAGGUUAUUUUUUCAAGAACAUCCAGCUAUGUCUAUUUGCAAGUCAUUCUCCUGCUCUGUGAGACCGAGGGAGUAGCACUUGUUACAUGAAGCUCAUUCUGGUCCU
This is a messenger RNA of Marmota monax (woodchuck), 7051 nucleotides long. It is a transcript of the gene Eid3, whose product is annotated as EP300 interacting inhibitor of differentiation 3. Gene Ontology annotation, biological process: DNA repair. The coding region runs from base 42 to 1241 and encodes 399 amino acids. Gene Ontology annotation, cellular component: nucleus; Smc5-Smc6 complex. Lineage: Eukaryota; Metazoa; Chordata; Mammalia; Rodentia; Sciuridae. The record is from RefSeq and is a predicted model, not a curated record. The transcript has a single exon.